Messenger RNA from Alnus glutinosa, 2081 nucleotides. RefSeq names its product NADPH:adrenodoxin oxidoreductase, mitochondrial. Bases 357 to 1586 code for a protein of 409 amino acids. NCBI's taxonomy places the organism in Eukaryota, Viridiplantae, Streptophyta, Magnoliopsida, Fagales, Betulaceae. Gene Ontology annotation, molecular function: oxidoreductase activity. The transcript is spliced from 13 exons. The record is from RefSeq and is a predicted model, not a curated record.
UCUUUCUUUUUUUUCUUUUUUUCUUUUUUUGUUUGAAAAAGAAAAAGAAAGCGUAUAUUUGAAAUUAAAACCCUAGCUCUCAGAAGCUCCAUGAAGUUCAAUUUGUCAACGAAAAUGGCGAUUUUCCAAGCAAGGACCUACCUUUCAAGAAGCUUUUCAACUCUUUCUUCCCAUCCUUUGUGCGUCUGUGUUGUUGGGAGCGGACCUGCUGGCUUCUACACCGCUGAAAAGAUGUUGAAGGCGCAUCAAGGAGCGCAAGUUGAUAUUAUUGAUAGAUUGCCGACGCCAUUUGGACUCGUACGGUCCGGCGUAGCGCCUGAUCAUCCCGAAACAAAGAAAAAUUGCAACAGAUUGUCAUGAACCAGUUUUCCCGGGUCGCACAACAUGAACGGUGCUCAUUUUUUGGAAAUGUGACACUUGGAUCUUCUAUUUCUCUCACAGAGCUUCGUGAGCUGUACCAUGUGGUUGUGCUUUCCUAUGGUGCUGAAAGUGACAGAGUUCUUGGUGUACCAGGAGAAGAUCUGAUUGGCGUACACUCGGCUAGAGAAUUUGUUUGGUGGUAUAAUGGGCACCCAGAUUGCAAAAACCUAGAUCCUGACUUGAAGAACACGGAUACGGCAGUCAUUCUUGGUCAGGGCAAUGUAGCGCUUGAUGUAGCACGCAUCCUUUUACGACCACCAACAGAAUUAGCAACAACUGAUAUUGCCAGCCAUGCUUUGGCUGCUUUAGAGGAGAGCUCUAUCAGGAAAGUGUAUUUGGUAGGACGACGUGGACCAGUCCAAGCAGCUUGUACUGCUAAAGAGCUACGUGAAAUUCUUGGUAUUAAAGAUCUUUAUAUUCGUAUACAGGAGGCUGAUCUUCUUAAAGCGCCAGAAGAUGAGGAAGAGCUAAAGAAUAAUCGAAUUCAGAGGAGGGUUUACGAGUUGCUCUCUAAGGCAGCCGCCACUGCACCUUCCUACCCAAGGUCAGGUCAACGUGAACUCCACUUUGUUUUCUUCCAGAAACCAGAUAGAUUUCUAGAAUCAGAUGAAAGAAGAGGCCAUGUUUCUGGUCUGCAUUUUGAGAAGACAUCUCUUAAAGGUGUUGGUGGUGGAAAACGAAUUGCAGUUGGUAUUGGACAAUAUGAAGACCUUGAAUGCGGGAUGGCGCUAAAGAGCAUUGGUUACAAAUCAGUGCCAGUCGGAGGUUUACCCUUCGAUCAUCAGAAAGGCGUGGUUCCCAACAUUAGAGGUCGAGUUCUAUGUGAUACGUCAGGGGAUCCGACUCUGCUCGAGGGUUUGUAUGUAUGUGGGUGGUUGAAACGAGGACCAACUGGAAUAAUUGCUACAAAUCUCUACUGUGCUGAGGAAACGGUUUUGAGCAUAUCUGAAGACCUUGAUCAAGGAGUUUUGGCAACAAAAUCUGGCUUACCCAAGCCAGGCAGAGAGGGUCUUCUCCACUUAUUAGAUAACCGAAAUGUCAGAGUUGUACCAUUCAGUGAUUGGGAAAAGAUAGACUCUACAGAAAGGAGGCUUGGGAGUCUUAAAAACAAACCCAGGGAAAAAUUAACCACAUGGGAGGAGCUCCUGAAAGUCCCCAUGGAAUAAAUCAACUUCCCUUUUCAGAGGAUCUUUUCUCCAGUUAUAGUGCCCUGUUCAAACUAUUUUGUUUACCCAUGGACCCUUUUGGCCCGAAAAUGUCUUUUUUCUCUUCCUUCUCAUUUCUUGCGGAGUUGAGCCCCUGCCAAUUAGUGCUAGGAAGUUCUGCUUUUGGUCAAACCAACCCAUCACAUAUGAUAUGGAGCAUUUUCUUUACUGUAUUUGCAGUCCUGGCUUGCAAAAUGAGUUCCUCUUCAAAAUUUGAAGGUGAAAAAUGCUUUUGAAAGCUCAUUUGCAGAAAGUGAUUAUUUGUAGCACAAAUAAGGGAAAUGCUAAUGUUGUUGAUGAUCUUAGAAGAACAAUUUGCCAAGAAAAUGUGAUACUCCACGAUACAGGGGAGGAGAUGAGCAUGAAUUUGACCCCAUCUAGGGUUUAGAGAUCAAAUUACUCAAUGGAAUUGAUGCAUCCAUGUAUUAUGGGUAACGUAGGAGAGAUCUCUUUUUA